AUGGUCGGGCUGAAAGAGAGCGACGGAUCUGGGAAGGCGCUGGACAAUGAGAUUGGAACUUCUACCUAUACGUUUGAUUAUGUUCGUUUGAAGUUGUUGAAAAACAGCGAGGAGUUUCGACAGUUGAACCAGAAGAAUAAAAUUUCCGAGGUAAAUUUUUUUUUCAGCUUAUACGGAAAGUCGCCGCGGACUUAAAAUGACGACACACACUGUGCGAAACAAAACUUCUUUUUACGCAUUUUUCUGGUUUUUACUCCGUGCGACUUUUUUUUUUGGUUAUCGCUCGUACCAUGGAUUUUUGCACCUUCCAAAAAUCAGCCCGGUAUCUUUCCGGAAGGACUAGUUGGGAAGUGUGACGCACGACAAACUGAGGAGUCCGGUGACCGUGAUAGACCUUUCGCUAUCGGUUCGUUACACUUGGUCUUGAAUCCACAGAGAAGGCAGAGAAAAGGCGCGCAAAACGUACUCUCUCGCCCCAAAAGUACCACAUUUCUUCCCCGACAAAAAAUUUUUUGCGUCUUUUUUUGGCGAAUUGCCAUUAAUGCACAGAGCAGUCUUAGCUUAUCUCAGUUUGACGUGCGACGCUCAAAUUUUGAUUAAGCCCGGCACAAAUUUAGAACAAUUUUUUCGAAAAAUAUUGGAAAAUGCGCAGUCAUCGAAAAUCUCAGGCGGCUCUGCAAAUCCCGGGCUAUAGAGCUCGCAUAUUUUGUAGAAAGAAUUAUUCUAAGCAUAUGUCAAGUUAUUCAAACGUCUCAGGCCUCCUACAAGAUUAUUGGUGCUGGAGAUGGCAUCGUUUCGUCCCUCUACAAAGUCACGUUUGCCUUCGACGACGACGCACAAUUUUCUGUUGUGCUAAAAGUUCCGACCAACGCAGUUAUCAAUUUCGAGGGUAAGUUGAGCUGAUCGUUGACUUAAGCCCAAUUUCAGACACCAAUGUCCCACACGAGUGUGAGUGCAAGUUAUUUGACUUGAUAAAAGAUCUCAAAGAUCUUCCCGUACCAACCUGCUACUACACUGAGCUUGGCGGCGAGAAGCAUCCGGGCUGCAUCAUAAUGCAAGAUCUCUCCGAGAGCUGCACGGGCAUCUCAAUAAAACGCUACGUUACAGAGGAGCUGUGUUUUGAAAUCGCCAAAGUUUUGGCCAAGUUCCAAGCCUCCAUUGGAACGUUGGACGAAAAGAAGUGGAAAGGAGUUUUCAAAAACGACUUAUUCGCGCGGGAGUUUUAUGGAAGAUGCUAUCAAACGUAUCUCGGCGAUACCGCAGUAAAAUGCGGGUUGAGUAAGUAGGCAUGGUAAUAAAGGGUAGUAAAAUGUAUAUUGUAGAAGCUGAUCUGAUGAAGAAGUGUAUGUGUCUAACGAACAGUGACUUCUCCAAGUUUGCGACCAAAGGGAUUGCUGAGAAACAUGGUAAGGACUGGUUUGGUCACUUCUCAGUCUGUCGGAAAAAUAAUGAGCACUUUGUCGCACCGAAAAUCGCAUGAAUUGGUCGCGGCAAAAUCAAUUUGAUUUUCGCUUCAGCGACGCGAUCGGCGCAGCGGCAUUGUGCUCAUUAUUUUCCCGACAGAUUGAUGAUCAUAAAUUUAGAUGUCGUGACACUUUGCCACGGCGACGUCCACUCAAAUAACAUAUUAUUCUACAAAAACGAAGACAAUUCCGUUUCGAAUCGUAUCGCGGCUCUCAUCGACUGGCAGGCGGUUUUUGAUGGUAAGCAGUGCCGUUUAAAGCAAUGAUCUUUCUUAUCCAGGAAAUCCGUUAUCCGAUUUGGCCAGAUUCAUGGUAUGUUGUCCGCAAGGCAACGUUCGGCGCGCCUGCGAAGCCAGAGUUUUAGCCACUUAUUAUGAAACUGUGUGCGAUGAGUUCACGAAGAAAGGAUUCAGGAUUCCGUUCAGCAGCGAACUGGUAAGAAAUUCUUAACAUAACUCCGAAAUUUUUAGUGUCAAACCUUGUACGAAUACGCCUUUCUCCAACAAGUUCCGUCUGCCAUGAUCCAUCCUCAACUACUUUACGACGUCGAGUUGGAAGGUGUUGAAGAGAAGGUUAAGUCGGCAACAAGAGAUAUUCUUUCGUUGAAAGCAAACCACGCAAUGGAGGAUGCUCUACCGCUGAUCAAGAAGUAUGACUUGGAAAGGAAAUAUCAGGUCGACAAAGCAUCAAAAAGCCUUGACUCUACCUCUGCCUAA
Bursaphelenchus xylophilus (pine wood nematode) is the source of this 2179-nucleotide messenger RNA. The record is from the annotation of a GenBank genome assembly. Lineage: Eukaryota; Metazoa; Nematoda; Chromadorea; Rhabditida; Aphelenchoididae.